Molecule: messenger RNA, 1221 nt
Organism: Scutellospora calospora
Lineage: Eukaryota; Fungi; Glomeromycota; Glomeromycetes; Diversisporales; Gigasporaceae
Source: the annotation of a GenBank genome assembly
AUGGGUUCCGGCUGUUGUAAAGAGGAGGAAAUAGAUUUUGAUGCAGAAGUCGAGUUAUCGCAUUUUCAUUUGUUAAGAUCUGUAGGAAAGGGUGCGUUCGGGAAGGUCCGAGUAGUGCAGCAUAAAAGAUCCAAAAUUAUAUAUGCACUUAAAUAUAUCAAUAAAGCAAAAUGUAUAAAAAUGCGUGCUGUAGAAAAUAUUAUACAAGAACGUCGUUUACUUGAAGAAAUUGAAUAUCCUCUAGUUUGCAAUUUACGUUACGCUUUUCAAGAUGAUGAAAAUUUAUUCAUGGUACUUGACCUUAUGUUAGGUGGUGAUUUAAGAUUUCAUUUGGAACGACAAGCUUGUAUGAAAGAAGAUGUUGUAAAAUUUUAUGUUGCUGAAGUUAGCUUGGGUCAUGCUCAUCUGACUGAUUUUAACAUAGCUGUUCAUUUUAAUGAAAGAAAACCUCUUACAUCAGUUGCUGGUUCUAUGGCAUAUAUGGCUCCAGAAAUACUGUCUAAAAAAGGUUAUUUUGAUUCGGUUGAUUGGUGGUCACUCGGUGUUAUUAUGUAUGAACUUUUAUUUAGCAAGAGACCAUUUCGUGGAAAAUCAAACGCCCAAUUAACACAGGCAAUCCUUAAUGAACCUCUUAUGUUUCCAGAUAAUGUUUAUGACAUAGUUUCCAGAGAAUGUAUUGAUUGUUUAAAACGAUUUUGUGAACGGGAUAUAAACAAGCGUCUUGGAUGUGGUCCUAACGGCUUGGAAGAUAUCAAACGUCAUCCAUGGUUCAAAGAUAUAGAAUGGGACAAACUUGAUACCAAACAAGCUAAAGCACCGUUUAUUCCAGAUUCUAAACGCGCUAAUUUUGAUGCAACUCAUGAGCUUGAAGAACUUCUCCUUGAAGAUAAUCCUCUUAAAGCUAAAAAACGUGCAAAUGUUAAUCAAGAUCUUAGUGAACUUUCAAAAGAAAUGAGAAUGAUGGAAGAAAAAUUCUUGAUAUAUGAUUUUACAAAGAUGUGUAGAAGAAGUUAUUAUAUAGUUCCUAAUACUGAGAAAAAAAAUAGGCGAAAAAGUGAAAGAAGUAGUGGAUCUACAACAGUUGAUCGAUUAAUAAAUAAUCAAUCUAAUACUGCUAUUCAAAUUGAUAGUACAGAUACAGAUAAUACACCAAGAUUUCCAUCUGUGGUAAGAUUACCACAUACACGUACUGAAUCUGAUCUGACUGCUAUAGGUUACUAA